AAACAUGGGUAUGUAAAUUUUCCCUCCCAUUAAAAUAUUUUAUUCGAGGGCAGGCAACAUUGCAAUAUAGCUCUAAUUUGCUCACGGACAACUAUUCAUAAACAAAGAGAGGUGCAGAGUUCAAAUCCCGUGGACACUAUUGUGCACAAGUUUCUCGCACCCUUCAAAUGUACUAGAAAAAUGCAUACCAUGCAAAUGCAAUCAAGACUCUGCACGUCAGAGCCAUGGUGAUACCACAACAACAAUCUUCCCCGUCAGCCGCUUACAUCAAAUCGAUCAGCGUACGCGGCUUCAAAUCCUUCGGUGAAGAGCCGCAGAAAUUCACGUUUAUCAAAGGCUUUAACCUCAUUGUAGGCGCCAACGGAAGCGGAAAAUCCAACAUUUUAGAUGCAAUAUCUUUUGCUUUGUGCACCAAGACUUCUGCACUUCGAGUCCGUUAUAAUUCGGAGCUCCAGUCAACAGACACUAAGGAAGCCUGCGAAGUUGUACUUGAAUUGGCCAUCAAUGGAAAUAGUGGACAAGAGCGUGUUGUAAUGCUAAGUGCUACAAUAAAUCCAGAUGAUUCCAGGCAGUACAGAGUCGAUGGAAAGAACAAAUCAGUUAAAGAUGUUAAGGAAAUCCUACAAGAACUAAGGCUCUAUCUUGAAGGAACAGGUGCCAUAGUUCACCAAUCACAGGUCACAGAACUAGCUGAUGGCAACUCAUUGAAGUUGCUCGCAUCUAUAAUCUCUGAAGCAUCAGGCGCAGGAAGGUGGAAUGCAGAAGUGGAAAAGGCCCAACAAGAGUUGAAAAAGACAAGGAAAGGCCUUGAUGAAAUUCAGGAAAAUAUAGUUUUGCUGGAAAAGAUAAUUGAAAAAGAUCAAACAUGUCUGAAGGCCUUGUCUAGAAUAAAACAGCUUGAAUCAGAAGUAGCAUUUAUUUCUAGUCAGUUGUGUACCUUCCUGUCAGAGGAAUUACUAUCCUUAAGAAAAGAAAUUGAUGUAAAAGUGGAUCAAUUGAACUCUGAAGAGUGUAGGAUAAACGAACAACAACUUAUUCUGGACAAAAGAAAAGCUCAUAUCAAGGAACUAAAAAAUCAGUUAAAAUUGCCCUCAGUGAAUCUUGAAAGUGAAAGAGUCCAGCUUCUUGAUACUAUUGCUAUGAAGGAGGAACAGAAAUCUAUGUAUGAGAGAAAGCUUCAAGCUGCGAAGGAUGCAAAUUUGAAAUUGGGUCAUCUUGAGCAACUUUUACAUAGUCUCACGGAGAAAAUUUCUUACAUAAAUUUGCAAAUUGAACAGAAGCAAGGACUUGUGAGUAGGCUUCAGAGUGAGAAAAGCUCUUCAAAUGCCAAGGCUUCCAUUCACUUCUACCUAGAAGAACUAAAAGAUACCAUCAUUGCUUCAGAAGAGAAAAUGCAAGAGCUUUGCACCCAGCAGCUGGUGAUAGAAGAUUCACUGAAUUUUCUUUCUGCCAAGAAAGAAACAAUGGAAAAACAACUUAUAGAAGCAAAAGAGAAGUUCACUGUUUUAUCUGAUUUACUUUGUUCUUUUCAAACACAUGAUGAUAACUCUAGGAAGAAGGCAUUAACUCAGCAGAAAUUAAAAAUAGAAGGAGACCAAGAUGAAUUGGAAACCAGACUUAGGAUGAUAAGUGCUGAACUUGGAACAUUAAAUGACAUAGAAUCAGCUUUGCCAUCAUGGCCAUUGCACUCAUGUUUCAGGUUUAAGAAGGGACUUGAAGAAAGUCAUAAAUAUUUUCUUGCUCUAAAUAUUAUCUCAGGAUCAUUAAAGAAGACCUGCGUAACAGAAUCAACAGAAGCAGCGGCGGAUUUGUUACGAAUAUGGGAGAAGGCUGGAAAUAUUUCCAGAUUUGGUCGUAUCUGGCCCCUUGACCGGCUAAGGAUUGAAGAUAGGUUUCAUCAACAGAAGAAGGCUCAGCAGAAGUAUGCUGAAGGAAGUGUUAUUUUGCCACUUGAGCAAAUAGAGUACAAUGUAAAAUUUGAAAAAGCAAUGAAGAGAGUUUUUGGAGGUUAUGUUAUUUCUUCUUCAGAUGAAGUUGCCAAAGAUUUGAUCCUUCGUCAUGGAAUUUGGAGUGUUACGCUUGAUGGCAAGGUGAACCGAUCAGGAUCUGUAACAGGAGGAUGGAGGGGCAAUGCAAAGAGCAAUUAUAUCCAAAUUAAAUUUGAGAAUGAUCAUUUCCAGGCCAAGUUGGAUUCUGCCAACAGUAUUCUCACAAGAAUAAAACAGGAACUCGAAGAACUGGAGUUGUCAUCACUCAAAUUCGAAACUCACAGGAGACAAAAAGAAGACUUGCACCAAGAGAUUAACAAUAUAGAGGAGCAGAUUAAGGAGCUUGAAAACAAGAUAAGGAAACAGAAGAUUGAUCUUGAAGAGAACCACAAAAUGUUUGCAUUUCUUAGCAAUGACAUGGAAACAAGCAAAAAGCAACUGAAUGAAUUAAAACAAUCAGAUCAUUGUAUUGAAACUGCAAAGGUUUUGAUUUCGGCACUUAAAAUGGCAAAUGAUGACGAGGCUGUUCUUCAGGGAAUUCUUGAUGAAACACUGUAUAAACAAGAAAAGAUCAAGAUGGAGAAAGUAGAGUUGCAGAACAAAGUUCUAUGUAUUGGUGAAUUGACGAAAGCUGUGCAGGCUUAUCAGGGCGAACUUCAAUUGCAUGCACAACAACUUGCGAGCAUUGAAAACAAAAUUGAAGAAGUUAAGAGAGAAAAGGAAGGUAGGUAUUUAGAUUAUUCUGCUGAGACAGCAGCUGUGGAUCAUGACAAAGUACUCAUUUCUGAAAUACAAGGUAAUAUUCAAAUGCUGAGAAAUUGCAUUGCAAAUCUACAAGCAGAUGUUAAAAAGGCUGAGAAAGAACUCGAGGCAUUACCCCAGACAGAGGGAAAUCUCCCUUCUCUGACCAAAGAUCAGACCCUGGACAAGAGUGAUUAUUUACAUAACAAGAGAAAACUCAAUAUCAUAAUGGAAGAGUUAAAGAAAAUAAAACCACAAGAAAAACACUUUUCUCUCGAUGAGCAGAUUGCUUUCAAUGAGCAGAUUGGAAAGCUUGAACUCUUCAAAGAGAGAUGGACAUCUAUAUCAGAGUCUAUAGAUAUCUUAACAGAGGGCAUUGAAGAUACCAAAAGCAAGGUGCAAAAGGCAAAUGAAGCUGCUUAUCAGGAAAUUCGGCAGUCAUUUGUAGAAUGCUGUAAGAUGUUCUUCCCGACAAAAGGGAUCGAUCUAAUCAAAAGUGGACAGCUUGUGGAAGAUGGAGUGAAAAUUUCCUUUUGCAAUAACAAAGAAGGAUCAAAAGAUGACUCUGAUGGAUGGAAGAGCAACCUAGAAGAACUCUCAGGUGGCCAGAGGACCAUUCUAAGCCUUGCCUUCAUUCUAAUGGUGGCAAAAUUCAGUCGCUCAUCUGUGUAUCUUAUGGAUGAGGUGGAUGCAGCAUUAGAUGAACAGAACCAACAAAACGUGGCAAAACUGAUAAAAAGUGUUAUUGGGCAAGAUAAUCAAAUUAUAUGUGUCAGCCACAAUAUUACUUUUCAGCAGUACUGUGAUAGAAUUAUUCAAGUGAGCAGAUCGGAUGGAUCCACAAAACAUGUUCAAAGUCACACUAUUAACAAAAGCAAAAUUUCAAAGAAGAGCAGGACACACAACUAAAGAAUAUGCAGGUGUCCCAAGAAGUGGCAUCCUGCGAAGUUUAGAGGAAAUUAACACCACAGUUUGGCACUCCAAACAUUAUAGAAAAUUCUCUUUCAGUAGCUCUUAUCAUAGCAUGUCCCAACACUGCAAAUCAUACAGCAUUGUUCCAUUUCCAAUGAUGUCAAAAGACAACUAAUUGAAGUUUCUUAGGUAGAGCAGCGCCUUUUACGUAGAAAUUUGUCCCCCGAAUCUUAGACUCAAAUCAUAAUAUCGUUUUCUUAUAAACAAAUUGUCCAUCAAAUCUUAGACUCAGCCUUAACUAAAGUAAUUGUGUAUCUUUUUUCUUUUUUUUCUUUUUUGAUAAGUCACAGCCGAAGCGAUAUUUUUUAGCUUUUCCCUGGAGCUAAGAACCAGUCAAGUAGACUUGAACCCAAGACCUCCCAUGUAGGAGGCUCACAGCUAACCGCUGCGUUGUGGGGUCAUCCCCAAAUAAUUGCAUGUAUCUAUUGCCUUACUUUUAAAGCUAAAAAAUGAUGACAGAUCAAAUAUCC
Messenger RNA from Cryptomeria japonica (Japanese cedar), 4171 nucleotides. RefSeq lists its product as uncharacterized. Gene Ontology annotation, molecular function: double-stranded DNA binding; cohesin loader activity; ATP binding. The coding region runs from base 225 to 3638 and encodes 1137 amino acids. Gene Ontology annotation, biological process: mitotic sister chromatid cohesion. The transcript is spliced from 11 exons. Gene Ontology annotation, cellular component: chromosome. The record is from RefSeq and is a predicted model, not a curated record. NCBI's taxonomy places the organism in Eukaryota, Viridiplantae, Streptophyta, Pinopsida, Cupressales, Cupressaceae.